Messenger RNA from Lactuca sativa (garden lettuce), 555 nucleotides. RefSeq lists its product as uncharacterized. Gene Ontology annotation, molecular function: protein binding. The record is from RefSeq and is a predicted model, not a curated record. Lineage: Eukaryota; Viridiplantae; Streptophyta; Magnoliopsida; Asterales; Asteraceae.
AUGGCAUCGGCCAACCGUUGUCAUCCUGAUGACAAAGCUGCAAUUCUCAAAUUCAAAAACAGUUUCUCAAAUGGGCCUCAGUUGGACCAACGUCUCCGGCUAUGUGCAUGCCUCCGUUUCUUGCAGAGCUUAAGAUCGAGUGUGAUGUUCAUUAAUCUUUCAUUUAACAAUGUAUCAGGUCUAAUCCCAUCGUCUCUAGCCACUCUCCCAAAUCUUAUCGCGCUAGAUUUGAAUCGUAAUAGACUCACCGGGUCAAUCCCUGACUCAUUUGGUCAUAUUAUUGUAUCUCAAGACUCGCAAGGAUUAUCAUUGAGUUUAUCUCAUAACAUGCUCACCGGUGAGAUCCCUACAUCUCUCUUGGGGAUACAAACUUCUAUCGGUUUGAUGUAUCAAGGAACAACUUGUCAGGAGACACUUCAAUGUUGUUUGGUGCAUCGAAGUUUAGACAUCUCGCGAAACAAUUUUGAGUUUGAUUUGUCGGGAGUGAGUUUCAUGACCAAUGAGUUGGUGGAAUUGGAUAUAUCACAUGACAAGAUAUACGGGAAGAUACCGUAG